Molecule: messenger RNA, 3918 nt
Organism: Brienomyrus brachyistius
Lineage: Eukaryota; Metazoa; Chordata; Actinopteri; Osteoglossiformes; Mormyridae
Gene: osgn1
Product: oxidative stress induced growth inhibitor 1
Exons: 5
Coding region: 987-2504 (505 amino acids)
Source: RefSeq, a predicted model, not a curated record
GUGCUAACAUGGCAUGUCGUUCGACACAUCAAAAGCAGUUUUUCUGAUCGCAUUUGGCCAGACCAGCAUGUCUCUCAAAUUACUAUCGAGCUGUUUUGUUCUGUUUGUGGCAAUUUAGUAUUAACUGAAAUAUUGACUUGAUGCUUUAAUAUAUAAAUCUUAAAUGUAUGUAAAUUUCCCAAUCAGAUAUAAUCUAAGGGGUGUUUUUGGAGAUAUACAUAGGGUGCUGGAGGUGGGAUGUGUUUUUAUGAUUCAGAACCGUGAAAACCAAAAGGUGGUUUGAAAGUCUGAUGCUACUAGUUUUGCGCGAUUCUGCUGAGACGCGGGUCCGCUUAGCGGCCCGGGCUGUGGCCAAAUCCGACACUAAUGUUAUAACAAAACAAAAAUAACUUCCCUAGAACGACAAGAUAAAUGUGUUUUUUUUCUUUCGAAGUCGCGGAGGUUAUAUUAUGUUAUAUUAUUUGAGUGUGUGUUUAGGUAAAAAAAAAUGUGAAAUAUUCUCACAGCGUUGCAGGCUGGUAGUGGUACCUGCAUUCAGGAAGAAUUUCUAACAGUUUCCUCAAAUAUUACUGGUGUAAAUGGGCUCUGUGGUAAGGAUGGGUAUGUAAUUCAGUAUUUUUAAGUGAUUGUUCAGCACUUAGGCAGCGGCUUCACGUGAGCCGCUUUCUGCACUCGGAUUCUCUGGUCAGCAAGUGCGGAAUGUGACUUGGGCUGGUUUUUUUCUUUUUUUAAAUUCUUUUCAUUUUAGUUUUGCUGAGUCACGCUUACGAUUAGCUUAUUCACCCCCCCCCCGCCCCUCCCAGGACGUGCAUGUGCCUUUCCACUGACAACAGGAACCUCUUUCUUCUAUUAUAGGCGCUAACGUAACAAGGCGAUUCGCUUCUGGGAAUGGGCGGCUCCGAAUAAAAGGUUCUUUAGAAAGACAUGAAUUGGUGUAUAAUAGCUUAUUAAUCGCUUAUGCCAGUUGCAGAUAAGGGGAGGCGGCCAUGGACCCUAACGGCCAGGAGACUUUCCCCGGAGGCGUACUGCCUGUCGUGGUUAUUGGCAAUGGCCCGUCAGGAAUCUGCAUGUCUUACCUGUUGUCUGGGUAUAUGCCAUAUCUCUCGCCCGAGGGCACCCACCCCAACGCCGUUCUGCAGGCGAAACUGGAGCAAAACCCCCACCUGUCUUUGUUGGAGCAGGAUCUGGAGUACCUCUGUGAGGGGCUGGAGGGCCGCUCGUCCAAUCCGGUGGCCGUGCUGUUUGACUCCCUUCUCCUGCCAGACAGUGACUUCGGACUGGACUGCCCCUCCCCGUUGCUAUGGCGAUACCAGCCUGAGCAAGCCACGCCCCACCUAGUCCUGGGCAGGGGUCUGCCAGGUGGAGCCUGGCACGCCAUGGAGGGCUCCAUGCUCACACUCAGCUUGGCCCGCUGGAUGGAGCUUCCAGGUCUGAAGCUGAAGGACUGGGUUCGAGACAAGCGCAGUUCCAGGAAUGUUCGUAAUGAUCGGGCCACACCAGCAGAGGUUGCCUCUUACUACCAGUCCUAUGUGACGCAGAUGGAUCUGCAGAAGAACUUCAUCAGUGGCACCAUGGUGACAUCGCUUUGUCGUGUUCCCCGCAAAGAGGGAGGCGCCCCCGUGUGGAUGGUGCAGGGACUGCAGCGGUUAUCUGAGCCAGGGGAGGAAACGGAGUGCCCGUUCAGCUUGCGAGCAGAGAACGUGGUGCUGGCCACGGGCACCCACGACGUGCCGGCCCGGCUAGGGGUCGACGGCGAGGACCUGCCCUUCGUGCAUUAUAGCUUUUGGGAGAUGGAGUCGGCUCUCAUGAAGGGGAACCUGGACCGGAACUCUGACCCGGUUCUGGUGGUUGGGGCGGGGCUGACGGCAGCGGACACCAUCCUGGUGGCUCACCACCACAGCGUCAACGUGUACCACGCUUUCCGUCGCUCGGUCAGCGACCCGGACCUCAUUUUCAACCAGCUGCCCAAGGUGCUUUACCCUGAGUACCACAAGGUGCAUCAGAUGAUGACCCAGCAGCAGUGCUGGCGAGGGAUGCCAGUCACCCACCCCGAAAACGCGCCCCUACCCUUCUCGGGCUCUUACCCCGGGUAUGUCAGCUUCCCCAAGCACCAUGUGGUGGCCUUCAAGCCGGACAAGAAGUGCGUGCUGGAGGACGCGGAGGGGCGGCAGACCAUCCUGCAGGUAUCCAUGGCCCUGGUCCUGAUCGGCGCCUACCCCAACCUCUCUUUCCUGCCCGACGACGGUCAGCACCUUGGCCUCAGCCCCCAGGAUCCAAUCAGCUGCCGGCGUAACCCACUGGAAGUCAACCCCUACACAUACGAGUCCGUGCGGGAGCCGGGCUUAUAUGUCAUGGGCCCCCUGGUGGGUGAGAACUUUGUGCGGUUCCUCAAGGGCGGUGCCCUUGCCAUUGCCAGUGACCUGGCCAGACGACGGCGCAGUGCUGAACAGAGUACAGAUGGGGACAAGGAAUGCGCACACAUCACACCUGCUUGUGACUCAUAGCUUAACGUAGACCGGACCAAAGUCAACUGGUAUGAACUAGACUGGACUAGGUUCACAGCUCAUUCAGAAAAAGGCAGCUUCCAGAAUCCUAUCCAUGAGAUUAAGGACUGUCUUUGUAUUAAGGGCAUUUCGUCCGUCAAGCAUUACUUGGAUGUGUUAUAAUAGCAUCCAGAGAUCCUUUCAUCAGAAAUCUGUCUCCCUUUGGGGGUACAGUAAGCAUUAUGUAUAAAUCAGUUUAUAAUAUAUAUAUUUGAAAUGCACAAACUUAGGGUGGAAAAUAUUUUUUCUAUAACACUUUAGCUGUAAUGUUAAUAGCCUAGCCUGUGAACAAAUUAAAUUUGAAUCUGUUUUUGAUGGGGUGUAAAUUCCAAAUAAUGUCUGUCGCUGGAGAGGAAAUGUCCUGGUUUUUUUUGUUCACGUGUGGGCAAUACCUCACAGCAUGUGACCUGUUUAAAGCACCAGUGUGGGGUGGCUCGGGUUUCCGAUUCACAAGGUGAAGUACGGUCUCCCGGGUUACAUGCCACGCUGCAGGUCUAGAGCGGCUGCUUUGUGAAAUCGCAUGCAGCUUUAAAUGCAGUCCGGCUUUAAUGCAAAUGCGGAGUCACAGAAUGCACGGGGAACGAUACCAGCAUUUCCUAAACAAAUCUCUCUUCUUUAACGGAGAGAAAAAAAUUAACAGGUAUUUAUUUGCAAAGUCAUGCAGCAUUUAUGUAUUUCUGUGUCGUUUUUAGUAGAAGAGGCCUUGGAACCAGAGGUUGGUCAUUUUUAAAACAAAGUAUUGCACCCAUGUACAAUACUCAUGCAACACUUACACACGGUAUAAUUUCAGCAGAUAUACAUCUGUGUAAUUCAGGAAUUUAAAAACCAAUACAGCAUCCAAUUCUGCUUAUUCUGAGAAAUGUAUGUAAUAGUUUGUAUUUUAUGUGGGAUUCUGUAACUCGUGUAACAAUGUCAUUGUCCUUCUUUUUGAUAACAAACUUUUUAUUCUGAACUUUAUGGCACUUUCACUUAGUCUGUUUUAAACAGCUUUUAUCAGACAAUUCGAGAUGUCUGGGGUGAUACGCCUGUUUCUGAAGCACACAGGUGAUAGCGAUGGGUUAUUUUAAUACUACAAUGUUUACCUCUGCAGAUAUUUAACACACUUAUUCAUGGCACAUACACUAUAAAUCCACAGAUAUGCCUUCCUAAUGAUCAUGCACCUGAUUCUGACAGCCUGCUGUUUGUUGUUCAGUUGUUCAGAUUUUGUACAUUUUUAAUUUUGGCAGUCGUUUUAUUCAGCAAUGAUUUCAUUUACAAUUACUAAUUUCCUGUAGUAAAGACUAUUACAGUUUUGCAUUGAUUCUAGAAAUGAAUCAAAGCUUAUUGCAUUGCUAAGCUUUUGUAUGAAUAAAAGUACAAUGUUUUUUCUAACAAA